This is a messenger RNA of Dunckerocampus dactyliophorus (ringed pipefish), 6352 nucleotides long. Its product is annotated as probable methyltransferase-like protein 24. The coding region runs from base 4921 to 6000 and encodes 359 amino acids. The record is from RefSeq and is a predicted model, not a curated record. The transcript has 6 exons. NCBI's taxonomy places the organism in Eukaryota, Metazoa, Chordata, Actinopteri, Syngnathiformes, Syngnathidae.
GGUUGGGGGUGGGGGGUGUUGGAAAGGAAAUCAGAGUAGAAGCUACUUUAAAAAAAAAAAAAACACUCAAACAACUGAAAAAAUCGUCAUCCUCUGUAAGGAAGCAUACAGGAGGUCCUCGGUCUAGAGACGAGUGCCCUUCCUACGAUGCCGUUGUAAGUCUGAACUUACCUAAAUGAACACCUAAGUCAUACAAAAUGUUGUUUAUCACUGUAGUGGUCUCGCAACCUGGAAGGGGCGUUGCAAAGGAGGGAGAGAGUGGCUUAUUAGGAGGGGGAGUCUCAAUUGCUGGGUUUCAGCCAUGUGACCCAGAGGCAGUUUGCGUCACUUCCAGUGAGCAGAUGGGGGGCAAGCAUAAGCUACAGCCACAAACACAAUCAGGGGCCAUCCACACGGAAACGUUUUCAGGUCAAAAUGGCAAAGCAUUUUGUCGUUUCGGCCUCUCAUCCACACGGGAACUGGGCGACCUGAAACAGUAUUUUUUGAAAACGGCUUACAGAGUGGGAAAAUCUGAAAACGGUGGCUCACCGUUUCCGGAUGGACUAGCAAACCUGCUACAAUUUAAAAACGAUUACGUCACCGCCCCAUCACCGUCACCUGACCGGAAGUGAGCUUUGACGACAAGCCAACAUAAUAUAUGAAUAUUUAGAGUGUCAUGAGUAGGCUGUAAUAUCAACCGGUCGAUAUUAUCGGACCGAUAUUGGCAUAAAAAUGUGAUCGGUAGGUAUUGCUAUCUGGGUUUUUUUGCCGAUAAUGAAAAACGAUUUUGAAAAAAAAAGCUGUAUAGAUGGACAUUUUAAUGUUCACAUAGCCAGGAUGACACCACAGUUUGUUCACAUACAGUGCGAGCCCCGCUGCUUUGCGCUUUCCACAGGCUCUUGUGUUCCUGUCUGCUCUGAUCGCCCUGAAGUCGGCUAGCUCCCCACGUUAGCGUCUGGGACGCUAGCUGUUAGCCAUUCAGUGGAGCACAAAUAAGCUGCACUCCCUGAAGGUCUUGAUGUUCUUGCCAUGAUUAGGGAUCAAGUGAUUAGUGAUAGAUUAAGUGUACCCUUUUAAUUAAAAAACAUUUGUUUUCAUAGCUUAUUUCAACCCAAACAAAGCAAAUAUGCUUGUUUUACCAAAACAUUAACAAAAUGCUGGUAUCCUCAACUCACAUUUCUAUUUCAGAAUGCAUUUCUUUCUAGUGUUCUGACAUUUUUAACUGGCAGGCGCCCCGUGGUCGUGGGGGUCUCCCUGGUGCCCAUGGGCACCACGUUGGUGACCGCUGUGCUAUAUGGUAUGAAAGGGGAACCAUAAAAUUUAGACAAAAACAUAUUUGACGUACUUUUUCAAAAUCACUGGUGAAAGACGAUCAGGCGCCUUCUUUAAGGAGGCUUUGGAUGCAUCCAGAAGGACCCCAGGCAGUCGGCAAACCCGGUUUCCUCCGCCACCGACGAUGUCCGGCCAUCCAGUCCGACGAAGCCAACCACUUUUCGGGCUAUCACGGGCGCGUGUCCCACAUUUUGGCUAAUUAGCCCCCGACCGACCGACGAUCACGUUGCGCGCCCCGAAAUGCCGCACCAAACGAAACUUUUUAAUGCAUGUUUUGCAGAGUGCAAAACUUCUGUCACUCUCACAACGACAGGAAGUCCCACAAGGUAAUAAGUCCAGUCCUGUUACACAUAUCGGUAUGGGAAAUUGAGAGUUGUACAAUAAUGGCGUAUCGGUUAUCUGUGGAAAAGCCAAUAUCGGACAUCCCUAGUCAUGGCUCGCCCCAGUCGACAUUCUCCCGGUAUUUUCUUGUCUUAUACUCCCAAAAUGAUGCGCAUGUAAUUUCACUCUGCCGUCAAGACGAGCCUUGAAAAGCUGAAGACGACAGACUUAUGCGCAUCUUUUCUUUCUUCUUCUAUGGUUUGGUAGCGCCACACGUAAUUUUCACUCAGUUAUUCGUUCCCGUGUGGAUGCAACUAUUUACUAAUAAGACACAGUGUGGAUGCGACUUUUUCGCAACCCACCAAAAAAAAAAAAAUCUCAAGAGCGUUCCCGUGUAGACAGGGCCUCAGUCAGUAUGUUUGUGCAACGUUUUGGAAAUUAAAGCGAAGACGGGUGCGUGUCAUUGAAAUGAUUUGCUGCAAUUGUGAGUGUACAUGGUGUGAUACAGGAAGACAUAAAAUCGUUGAAAAAGCAGUGAAAGCUUAUCUUCAGCGUCAGGCAUAAUGAAAUGAAACAAUUGCCUCGAGCAUGUCUAUUUGCAUUCUGUUUGCAUUCUUACGCCAAAUCUGCAUGAAUGCAUUCUUGUAUGUCCUUCAUCGUUUCGCCGCAGCUCCAUAGCCAAGCGUCAGCCGAAUUUCACGCAGUGUUGCCGGGCUGCUAGAAGCCACGGGCCCUGCCUUCUCCAUGGAGUAUCGCUGGACAUUCCAGGUGGAGAAUAUUUCUGCAUUUCACAUUUUCCAGUUCCAACAAUGUUUGAGCUUUUAUUUUAGUAUAAAUUGUGCUUCUUGUUGCUCACUGGCAACUGGAACGUGUCCAUGCUUUGCUCCACUCAACGAGAGCAACAUUUUGGUUGUUUCCUUAACUUUACCUGCUAUGAUGGACUACCUUAGUAAAUGCGUUUCCCACAAUACAUAUUUGAACGAUUUCACCUGCGAGAAGUGCGCAUGUAUGCGGCAUUUUUGCUCUGAAUUUACAUGACUUCUCGUUACAAAUACGCUUGUCUGCCCCCCCCCAUCUCUGUGAGGCGGUUGUGACGUAACAUGAAACCCAGCAAUAAUGAGAGCAAUACACUGCUUAGUUGUCACAGAUCCUUUCACAUGUUCAAUGAUGCCAUCUUUGUCCUUCAUGACGCUGGCGACAGUCCAGCAGCUUACACCAAACAUGUGGGUCGGCAUUUCUCCACUUUCACUUUCCUUUUCUUUGCCAUCGGAAGAGUCUGCCUGGAAAGUUAACUAGAAAGAACAAAAGUGAUGAUGUCCUUCCCCGAUGUGAUGUCUACGCCGCGCGUGUAACUAGUUCUUUUCUUCUUGUUGUCCUGUAUUAAUCACUCGUGGGAGUGCGUACGCCAACACAAAACUUUGUAAAACGAGGACCGCCUGUAUUUGUCUUUGAGACACACCAUGAGACACACACGAACGCUUGAAAUAAAUAAUACAGCUCCUGUGACCCGACAGGCGGAGGAGUUGACUGGCUGCAUAUUGUGCACAGUGCAGUUUGCCAACAGGCUGACUAAACAGACUCAGACAUGGCUGGAGGACCUGUGUUUGCUGUGACAUGGCAGUCAGGGUGGGGGAUGUGGGGGCUGCUGUCAACAAUGCCACAUGGCGGAAAGACGCUACUUUUGCAAGUCCUCAUUUCACUUGCCCUGUCGUUACAAAUUGCAACAUAUGUGGAACCCUUUUAUUUGCUAGCUAAGGUCCAUUUAAGUCCAAAUAGCCACCACAAGUAUCUUCAAAUUGGCAUAAUUGGCUAUGACGCAGUUCCAAAAUGAGUAAAAAAACAAACAAACAUGAAAAGUAAAACAAAUAUGUUUAGAAAUUAACUUUAUUCUGUCGCUUUUUCUUUUAAUUCUUUUAAUGUAACAAAACAGAGCCGCCUGUGAGCGCCUUUUAGAAGGGCAGAGGGACCGACAGCAGCACCUGCUGCUUGUUGAGAGGAGUGACGCGUGCUUUCGCGUCAGACUCUCCAAAAGUCUCUUCAGUAGACGUCGCUAGUUUGAAAAGUAAUGGGUGUGAUGACUCGCUAAACUGGCAGGCCAGAUUUGUUAAGAAGCAGAGUUACGAUGUCGUCUGCUGUACGGAGUUGGAACGACAAGCUACGUUCACAGACGGUCCCGUUAUAAUGUGUUUAUGAGCCGGGGCUCGUAAACACACAGGGUAGCACCAACUUUGUGGAAGGCCACCUCAAAUAAUCACUGGAAAGAAAGGCGAGUCAUUUAAAUUCAGUAACAACUGGCACAAUUUAAAUCCAAGCGACUAAAGUCAACAAAUCUCGCAAUGUACUACGAUAUUGUCCGAUUAAAAUUUUGGAUUCACGCAACGCACACACACACACAAAACAAGCUGUGGAAGUGUACAAGUGUAACUAAAAAAACAAAUAUUAGUGCAGCAGCCCCCCCACCCUGCAGGCCUGACUCCAUCUUUUAAUAUUAAUGUGUCUGACUGCAGCUCCUGAGUUGCUUAGGAACAAGAGAACAUCAUACUUUUUAAAAUCCAGUAUAGGAAAGGCCAUUGAGUUUAUCUCGUUCAUCACUUGGAUCAAAAAAAUAUAUAUUAGCAAUAGAAACUAUACUUGGCUUCCAAAUGGAAAGUGACACCAUUUCAUAGUUUACAACAGAUCAGAGCAAAAGGGCACCAGGUGAGUAUGUGCAUACGUGACGACGCUUGUACAUAUGUGCUUUAAAGACACGUGACUUGUUUUGUUAAUCGUCUGACCUUUAAUCUCCUUGCAGAAGUGAAAAGUAUUAGCUCACCCGCCCGGAACAAGCAGAUAUUUAUUCUCGGGUCGUUUUCAUUUCUUUGCAAGGUAAGCAGAACAACACAAAACUAGCGUAAAUUGUUUUAAGCACAAGUGAUUUAUUACAGAUAUGUUGCAAUGCCCAACUUGAAUAUUCCAUUUUACAUUUACAUGACUUCUUUACAUUCUGUCUUACACUAAAUCAGGACAGGAUCAAAUACUUAUUUUUCCCAAUGUAUAUCUAUAAAGCUUUAAGUACCCCCGUUUGAGAAGCGAGGUGACGUCACACACGGAGUUUUGUGCCGUAAACAAAUCAGAAGGAGCUCCUGCUGUUCCAGGAAUGUGCCUCGUCAUCACACGCUUUCGCCCCCCGGGGGGUUGCGCCGGCCGGGGAGGGGAGACGAGAGAGGGGAGGUCUCAGCUGGGACCUCUCCCGGCUGCCCUCUCGGAGGCAGCCCGCACAAGCAUCAGCGGGGAUGCCACACGGAAGCCAUGCGGCGGGCCCGCGCGCUGCUCCGGCCGGAAGUGACUCUUCUCCUGAUUCCGCCGCUGCUGCUACUCGCGCUCCAGCUCGGCGUGUUCGCACCGCGGCUUCCCGGCGGAGGCGCCACGGCUGGUGAGAAGGAGCCCGGGGCUGCGGUGGCUUUGUCCGUCAUGAGUAUCGAGCCGGGGAGGAGCUCUCGCGGGGACCGAACGAGAGUUCCGGUGGAGGAAUCGGAGGAGGUCACGCGAGCUUACGAGGACGAGAACGAGAACGAGAUGCAUUCACUGCAGGAUGGACCCAGGAUGUUGGAGCUGCAGCCUUGGGCCCAAGACGAACCGUCUUUCUCUGCAGAACUUAGCCGCAUCGUCCUGCAUAUCACCAAACCACAGUUGAACUGCUCGAGGGUCCUCUCCCCGGGUCAAGUUCAGGCGUCCCACCCAACUGCAGCCUCACCUCAGCCUUGGCUGCUGUGUGCGGAGGAGUGGCUGCUUCCCGCAGCAGACACGCCGUGCAUUGCAUACUCCUUCAGCAUGGACGGGGGAGACGCUGACUUUCUAAAGACGGUGUCUGGGAUGGGCUGCCAAGUCCACAGCUUUGAUCCCAGUAGCACCGCAGCAUCUGGUGGUCGCCGUGGCAACAGUUUGGCCGGUCGCCACGGCGAUGGCGGCGUGACCAGCCAGCAUAGGAUGUGGCUGGAGUGGCGAGCGGCGAGGAGGCGCGGGCACAAGGCGAGCGUGUCGCGAACGCUGGCGGACAUCAUGGCGGCUCUGGGACAUCCCGUCGUCCACUUCCUGUACGCCGACCUGCUCAGUGCCGAGUGGCGCGUCUUCCAGAACUGGAUCGAACUAGGCACCUCACAGCGCAUCCAUCACCUGGUGGCCAAGGUGCACCUUCAGUGGGCCGGCUUCGAGGUGGGCGGGAGCGACGAGCAGGUGCUCCGCUAUUGGUUCAGCGUCCUGCAGGGACUCCGGGCCUCGGGGCUCCGGCUGGUCCACAGCUCUGCAGGAGAGGGGCAGAGCGUGUUGAAACGGAGCGUGAGGAACGCACGCAGCUGCUACACGCUCAGCUGGGUCAACAUGAGACAUUGACGUCAGCGUUUGAUCAGUCAAAAGAUGGCUCCAAAGCUUGAGGAUGAGAGCACUGAUGGCUGUGAAACGCAGUUUGGACCCGCAUCUUCUAGAACAUCCCAGUGGGCUAAGAGGCCACUAUAAGAUACUUGAACUGUCAAUCAUGCUGUGCUAUAAAUAGGGAACACCUUUAAGAAGACCCGCUCUUCUGUUAUUUGAAUGUAAUUGGAGUUUUAAAGCUCCACCAUCCAAAUGUUUGUCAGUAAAAUGUUGAUUUUGUGCAAUAAAAAAAUAAUUGCGCCGAGAAAAUCUUCACUGUUGGGUGUGAAAAAAGCCUGCUAAAAAAAACUUGAAUAAAAUAUUUAUUUUCAAA